Messenger RNA from Blastomyces gilchristii SLH14081, 387 nucleotides. RefSeq lists its product as uncharacterized. The transcript has a single exon. The coding region runs from base 1 to 387 and encodes 128 amino acids. The record is from RefSeq and is a predicted model, not a curated record. NCBI's taxonomy places the organism in Eukaryota, Fungi, Ascomycota, Eurotiomycetes, Onygenales, Ajellomycetaceae.
AUGGUAUACACGCAGAUGCUCUUUGCGCUGCUGUAUGACAAGUUGGUAUUCAACGCGACGCCGUCGCCGGUUAGUUGGGCUGGGUCGGCGAUUAUUUUGGCCAGUGCGAUUUACGUUGCGUUGGUGAAGGAGCGGGGGAAGGAGAAGGACGGCAGUGGUGGGGGUGCUAUUGAGGCUCAGGGUGAGGGAGAAGGAUCCAAGCAUACGCGAUCCCGGAACGCGGAGGAUGUACGGCUGGCAGAGGCAGAGGCAGAGGCAGAGGUAGAGGAGGGAAGGGGACUUUUGGCUGAUUACGAUGAUGAUGACGAUGAUGAUGAUGAUUAUGAUGAUUACGACUUUGACAAUGAUAAUGUUGGUGGUGGGAAUGGGAAUGGGAAUGGGCGCUGA